This is a messenger RNA of Adineta ricciae, 1596 nucleotides long. NCBI's taxonomy places the organism in Eukaryota, Metazoa, Rotifera, Eurotatoria, Adinetida, Adinetidae. The record is from the annotation of a GenBank genome assembly.
AUGAUUAUGGCGACAUCGAAUAAAAAAUCAUCAACGUCACAUGACGCUAGCACCGAUACUGAUGACGAUAUACAAUAUGACUCUGAUUCACCGAAAGGUCAAGUCAAUAAUAACAAUGAAAUCUCGUCGACAACAAAUGUGUCUUCGAAACAUCGAGGAACAAAGCGACUAAACAACAAAAUGAAACCAUGCCUUGUACAUAGAACGUCGACAAGUGAUGAAGAACUACAGAAUCAUCUAAUCGCACGAAUCAAUGAACAGCCACCGCCGCCGCAUGGCAUUCUCAAAGUGCCCAGUGGUUCUACAAGUCCAGAACUACAAAUGCCUGAAGAACCGAACAGGCCUCCUAAAAUGCGUGCAAAAUCCAAAUCAGUUUCUCCUACACCGCCGCGUGAUACAUCAUCUGUGAUUGUUGCUGCUGCAGCUGCUGCUGCUCCUCCUGUCGCUCAUCACCAUCAUCAUUACUAUCAUCAUCAUCAAUCUCGUACUCGACACAAACAUGUGCAAUCAACUAAUGUUACCGUCGAUAUUCGUCAAAAUGAGGACAAUCGCUCGACAUCCAAUCGAACAGCAUCGAACAAAAAAAUUCAAGAACAAACCAUUGUGUCAUCGACGACAACCUCAGCAGCAAAUUCCGACCGAGUAACGUUGGUCGUGGAUGAAACAAGAUUUGUUAUCGAUCCACAACUGUUUCGUGCACAUCCGAACACAAUGCUUGGAAGAAUGUUUAGCUCUUCGUGGGAAACAUCACUUGUUCCCAAUGAACGAGGAGAAUACGACGUCGCCCAUGGAAUAUCUGCCACUAUAUUUCGUGCUUUAUUAGACUUCUAUAGUAUCGGAACGAUACGUUGUCCACCCUCAGUUAGUAUUCAAGAUCUUCGUGAAGCGUGUGAUUAUUUUCUUAUCCCAUUCGAUCAACUGACCAUUCAGUGUCAAGAUCUCUGUGGUUUACUACAUGAAUUGUCUAACGAUGGUGCCAAAAAGCAAUUUGAAAUAUUUCUCGAGAAAAAUAUUUAUCCUGUCUUAGUUGAAUCUGCUCAACGUGGUGAUCGUGAGUGUCAAAUCGUGAUUCUAUGUGAUGAUGACUUAAUUGAAUGGGAUGAUGAUUACCCUCCUCAGCUCGGCCAAGAAGAGGACAAAGCUCAAAUUAUCCGUUCGACAUCGAUGUAUCGAUUUUUCAAGUACAUUGAAAAUCGUGAAGUGGCGAAAUUGGUGCUGAAAGAUCGAGGAUUGAAAAAAAUUCGAAUGGGUAUUGAAGGUUAUCCGACUCAUAAAGAAAAAGUUCGUUGUCGCCCACGAGCUCGACCUGAAGCUAUCUAUAGUUACAUUCAACGACCAUUUCUUCGCAUGUCAUGGGAAAAGGAAGAAGCCAAAUCUCGUCACGUUGAUUUUCAAUGUGUUCGUAGUCGUUCAGUGAACAGUUUAUUUGAUUCAAAUGAUGAUAAUUCGAAUUCAAACAAUGCUUUUAUUUUACCAUUUCUUGAAGCCGCUCAAAAUCAAGUAAUUCCACCGCCACCAUCGUCUCGAGAACUUUUUCCUGCUCUCCCACCAUUUCCUUCCUCUGGACUUACUGGUGAUCCAUCUCAUACUGAUUGA